Messenger RNA from Populus euphratica (Euphrates poplar), 988 nucleotides. Its product is annotated as thaumatin-like protein. Bases 108 to 851 code for a protein of 247 amino acids. The record is from RefSeq and is a predicted model, not a curated record. The transcript is spliced from 2 exons. Lineage: Eukaryota; Viridiplantae; Streptophyta; Magnoliopsida; Malpighiales; Salicaceae.
CCAACGGGAAACUCUCGAAAAGAGGAGAGAGAGGAUUCUUUUUGCUUAGCUAUCCUCUACCUCAAAUCCAGUGUGUGGUGGUCGCAAGCUUCUCUCGGUUUUUCACCAUGGCAGCAAUGCUGAGAUCUCUGCCCACUCUUAUUCUCUUCACUCUUAUAUUCUCCCACAUUUCAGAGGUCUCAUCAACAACAAUAACACUUCACAACAAGUGCACCCAUCCAGUGUGGCCAGGCGUCCAACCAAGUGCAGGUAGGCCCUUGUUAGCCCGUGGAGGAUUCAAGCUCCCACCCAACAAGGCCUACACCCUCAACCUCCCACCACUCUGGUCCGGCCGUUUCUGGGGUCGCCAUGGCUGCUCCUUUGACGCCUCUGGGCGCGGCCGCUGUGCUACUGGAGAUUGUGGAGGCUCCCUAUUUUGCAAUGGCAUUGGAGGCACCCCACCUGCCACACUAGCAGAAAUCACCCUAGGCAAUGACCAAGAUUUCUAUGAUGUUAGCCUUGUAGAUGGCUACAAUCUUGCAAUCUCAAUAACUCCAUUUAAAGGCUCAGGCAAAUGCAGCUAUGCAGGGUGUGUUCGUGACUUGAACAUGAUGUGUCCUGUGGGGUUACAAGUCAGGACAAAAAACAACAGGGUCGUGGCUUGUAAGAGUGCUUGCUCUGCUUUCAAUUCCCCGAGGUAUUGCUGUACUGGUAGCUUUGGAACCCCACAAGCUUGCAAGCCAACUGCUUAUUCGAGGAUCUUCAAGGCAGCUUGUCCGAAGGCCUACUCGUAUGCUUAUGAUGAUCCUACUAGCAUUGCAACCUGCACUCGUGGAAAUUAUCUGGUCACUUUCUGUCCUAAUCAACACUGAUGAGAGUGAGGGAUCAGGGGCUGAUCGAUUCAAUUAGGAGUGUUUGUUUCGGGUUAUUAUAUAAUGUAGUGCUAGUAUUUAUUCAGAGUGUAAUCGGUUUAAUGUUUUUUUAUAAAGAGACUUUUUCAUUAAAUUUA